Molecule: messenger RNA, 2658 nt
Organism: Papaver somniferum (opium poppy)
Lineage: Eukaryota; Viridiplantae; Streptophyta; Magnoliopsida; Ranunculales; Papaveraceae
Exons: 2
Coding region: 393-2141 (582 amino acids)
Source: RefSeq, a predicted model, not a curated record
AAAAUUGUCUUUUCUUCCCCAAUUUUCUGUUCUUCCCAAUCCAAUCUCUAUCCUUAGAGAUUCUGAGUUGUUUCUGUGCUAAUUUGUAAGGCAGGUCCUUACAAUUGGUAUCAGAGUACUCUUUCCUGAGUGACCUUACCAUGAAAAAUCAAGCAGAAAUCAAAGAAUUUACGAGUAGAGUUGAUAUUUUAGAACAAGAUAUAUAUGAAGCCAGAAAAGCAUUACACCACGAAUUAUUCGAUUUGAGAAUGAAGUCUAUAAGUCUAAUCUGGGAUAAAAAUUCACCAGAUCAUGAUUUCAAUCUUCUAUAAAUUGAUAUUCUCAUUUCCAUCACCGAGAGAAAGUUGGAGUCUCUACAAGUUGAGGAGGUUGGGGAUCCGGAAGCUAAGAAGAUGGAGGAUGAGGUUAUGAUGGAAGAAGUGAUAACUGAUGUCAAUAAAAACUCUUCAAUUCCAUCAGAGGAAGCAGGAGACGAUUCUCUCGACCUGGAAUUGAUUAAUCCGUCGUUUUUGUUCGAUGAAGAAAAAGACGAUUCAACCACUGAUGCAGACAGAUUAAUUCCUUCUAAAAUCGACGGAGCUGGGAAUGUUGGUGAAAUUCAGAAAGGAGAUUCAAGGUUCCUAGCCUACCAGGAAGGUAAACCCUUCAUUUUUGAAAGUAAAUUCCCUAGUGUCGAAUUGGGUUUCAUAGUGAGAAGGGUUCCGAAAAUUGAGUUUUCCCUUGCAGAUUUAAUGGUGAUUGUAAGUGCUGAAGAACAUGGUAAUGGUGAUACUCGAAAGCUUCCUGACAGAAUGCAACAUCAAUGUCACGUUCUCUGGACUACUCAAUUGAAUUUUCAAAUGCCAAGGCUAGGUAUGUAUGGCAAUGCAGAAGAAUUUUUUAAUCAAUUGCUGGUGGAGUGUUUUAAGUUCAAAUUUAUCAUGUGUUUUCUUGGGUUCUUCGAUCUAAAGCAUUGGGUUCUAUAUUUUCGUAUGUUUUUGCUUAAUGGGAAUCAUGGUGCUUGGGUUUUCCGGUUUAUGAGAACAUAUUAUACAUCAGAUAGAAAAAUAUAUUUUCCGGUGCUCAAAGUUUUGAAUUCAGAAGGUGCAACAAGUGGUUCUAGUAGGUUAUUUGAUGAAUCUUCGCAGGGUGCUACUUUCUGGGAUGUAUCGUUACUUCAGGUGAUAAUGGAAAAGGAGUUUGGAAGGGCUCCACGAAUGAAUGGUUCUGUAUUUAUGCGAAAGUGGAUGUAUGAAGAAUCUGAAUUUACAUCUUACUUGCAUUGCAUCUUAUUGUUUUCCGCCACUCAUGAAGAUUCGUUUAACCAACUUUUUAAGCACUUCUACAAUUCAUAUAUGUACCUCUACUCUCCGGGCUCUUGGAUUGCUAGGUAUGGAAGUUGGUUGACCUUAGGAUGUACAGAUUAUAAAAAGGAGUUGUGUAACUCAAUUUGUGUUGGUAGUAUGGAAAAUAAGUGUUUUGAUCUGUACCUAGCAGUGGGUAGCCGGACAAAUUACAAGCUAAGAUUGUAUUUAUGGGUAGUAUUGGGUACUCUUAUUCUUGUUAUUGUUCAGCAACACUUUACUUGUCAUAGUCGAGUGAUAGCCUUGUGGUUUCUAGACACGGUGCAUCGUAGAAGAGUCAAAUUCUGCGAAAGAAUUGUGGGAACCAUGAAGAUGUUUGUACAGCUUAACGACUGUGAAGUUUUUGGUAUGCAUUCUUGGCAGGUUGAUUAUGGUGCUAAAUGGAAUGAGCUGGACAUUAUAUUAAAGACUCAGUUGGAGGUUACUAUACUCAUUUCAGGUUCUAGUAAUGAUGGCCAUGGCAGUGGGAAAACUUCAGCUCGUGCUUCAGACGAUCAGGGGCUUAGUAAGAUUGUAUCCAUAAGUGAUCUUAGACAACAUCAGAGAUAUCUCCUGCCAGAAUCAACAGCAGGUGUUAAUGGUACUGACUGUGCUUAUAAAGAAAAGUCAGAAGCAGAUCUAUAUAUUCAGCUUACGAUGUUUAUGCUCUCUAUUAUCAAGGAGGGGUGUACAUGGAGAAUUUUUAUUCAUGCCUCACAUACCAAGACAAUCGUUCCAAGUGGUGCAUCUAUAAGCGCCCAUCCAGACGGAGGUUAUAUAGAUAAUGGGUUGUUUGUUCUGGAAAACAAUCACAAGUGAGUUGAGUACAGUGGGUGUUUCAGAGGUAAGAGCUACUACAGGGUCCAAACAUUGCAAUUCCAAGGAAGGAGGGCACUCAAUUGUUGGGCCUGAAGCUGCGGUGUUAAAGGUUCAUGUUGGGCCUGAAGCUUCCGUAUUAAGGGGUCAUAUUGGUAUUUACUAGCUGUUUAGUUUCUGCUCUCCUCAUGCGAAUCUCUCCAGCACUCAAGCUAAUCAAUUAAUCAAUUCAUAUUUUCGAGGACAAGGAUAAUUUGAAGGAGUGGGAUUUGUCGGGACCCAACUCAAGGGCUAACAAGUUAGACUAAGGGCCACCUGGGUUAUGGGGUCUGGUAAUCUGUUUAGUAUAAUUAAUAGUUAAUUAACUAUGAUUAGUUAAGUAAUAGCCGCUGCUAAGUAGGAUUAGUAGAGAGUGUGUGUGAGUGCACAUGUGCACACCAAACCCUAUCAUUUAUAUUCCCUUUGCGUUUGUAGAACUCAUUAUGAAAAUUAAUCAGUAAAAUUAUCUUUUCUUCCCCAA